Molecule: messenger RNA, 1015 nt
Organism: Ectocarpus sp. CCAP 1310/34
Lineage: Eukaryota; Phaeophyceae; Ectocarpales; Ectocarpaceae
Source: the annotation of a GenBank genome assembly
AUCCUUCCGAAGAUCCAAAGUAGCAGCAGAGGGUCGUUUGUGGUGUCACCGUAUCACCACGAGGAGCCGAUGCAUGUGGCAGGGAAAGAUAGUCACCACCUCCGAGGUGGCCCGCCUGUUCACCGCCCCGAGACGUUAGAGGGGGUAGUGUUGCGGGAGCGCCGAAACUGGCGCAUAUUCUCAGCAUUCGCGAGGCAAGAGUAUCCGGAGUGUCUUCAAAUCAUCGAGGAGCAGCUGCGUGCUUGCAAUGGACUGGCUGAAUAUGCGAUUCACGUGAAGGGUGAGAACUACAGUACCAGUCUAUGGUAGCAAGAUCGAACACGAUAUCAUGUGAUUGACACAUGUACUUCGAUCCAUUUCGUUUAAGUUUCAAGCUACGGCAACGGUCUAUGUAGACUGCAUGUACUCGACUCUCCUUAGACUUCAGAAUGUCUCUUUUACCUCGUGUGUGGGAUUGCAGACGAAUACCGUUUGUGUUGGCCUUGACUGUACUACAGUAAUUCCUUUCCGUCUUGUAUAUUUUGCACAUUUUACGGGACUUCGACGGCAACCAGUGUGGGUUGCACUCGUCAAAGAAUAUUCGACCACCAACGAAUCACGAUUACCUUGCGGAGGAUCUUCAAGAUCAUAAGGCCUAGGGAGCACAGAAAUUGCUGGGGAGAGUUCUUCGAACUCCCACAACACCAUCAUGACUUACAUACUCUGUGGGCCUCCAUCAAUACAGAAGAUCACCUCGUAUGCUUUUGGCCCCGCCUUUACUUUGAUAUAUCGACUGGCGUAUGCCGUGUUUGCUUCCUCCGGGGAUGACCCCCCGCCUGUGUAGGCCAGAUUGUGCGAGCCCAGGGUCAAAUACAGGAGUCUCUGGUGCUAUUUCAGGCGGCCACGUGUCUCAGCCCGCAGAAUCCGUCGAACCUGAAACAAGUGGGUCGAUGUCUCUUUCUCUUGGGCAAGCACAAGGCCGCACUCGAUGUCUAUGGCGAGGCACAACAGAUUGAUUCAGAGGAUUGGGAGGUGU